GUAACACCAAUUACAGUUACUUUAAUUUUUUAUUUUUUUUAAUUCUCUUCCUGGUCUCGCGAUAGAGCGGCGGAGUGGUUUGACGGGCAGUCGAGGUUGCAGCAGGCAGAGGGAGACGGUGGAAGGUAAAGUAGGGAGGCAGCAUCAUGGCGGACAGAGACAGUGGCAGUGACCACGGAGGGCCCACCGCAGGCCCCGGCUCGCUGCCCCCGGGUGCGAUGGGCGUCAUGUCCCGGCUGCAGCACGACACCGAGGAGCUCGCCUCCAAGCGUGUCGACAUCCAGAACAAGCGCUUCUACCUUGACGUGAAGCAGAAUGUGAAAGGCCGCUUCCUAAAGAUAGCGGAGGUCGGGGCUGGGGGAAACAAGAGCCGCCUCACUCUCUCCAUGUCUGUUGCCGUGGAGUUCCGCGAUUAUCUCGGGGACUUUAUCGAACAUUACGCACAGCUGGGUCCGAGCAACCCGGACAUGGUGCAGGAUGAGCCCCGGCGGGCGCUCAAGAGCGAAUUCCUGGUCCGGGAGAAUCGGAAAUAUUACAUGGAUCUGAAAGAGAAUCAGAGGGGGCGGUUCCUGAGGAUCCGACAGACCGUUAAUCGGGGGCCCGGACUGGGAAGCGCGCAAGGCCAGACCAUCGCUCUGCCGGCUCAGGGUCUCAUCGAGUUCCGCGACGCUUUGGCCAAACUCAUCGACGACUACGGCGUAGACGAGGAGCCGGCGGAGCUGCCGGAGGGCACGUCGCUCACCGUCGACAACAAGCGCUUCUUCUUUGACGUGGGCUCCAACAAGUACGGGGUCUUCAUGCGUGUGAGCGAAGUGAAGCCCACGUACCGGAACUCCAUCACGGUUCCGUGCAAAGUGUGGUCCAAAUUCGGCAACACCUUCUGUAAAUACGCGGAGGAGAUGAGGAAGAUCCAGGAAAGGAGUAGAGAGAAGCGGGCCUCCGAACUGCUACCUGAGGGCCCGCAAGGCGGAGAAGAAGGCGACGACGACUGACGCGGAUGUUUGGAGAGCACUUCAUGAAACAACUGACUUUUAACUGUAAAAUAGAGAGAUAAUUUCCAAGGGAAUCACCCACACACACAACCUCCACAGACAUAGCAGCACCUCAGCUGUCUCCUCGCUCAUUGUACCGGAUGACACCCCCACUUACCACCAUGUAACAGUAAGCCGCUGCUAUCAAGGAUUGAACUGUAAGAUAUGAACUGUUUCUUACUUGAUUUAAAUGACAAUGAACAGAGUGUUUAUAUCUCUAUCAAUGACAGAUUUUGCACACAUCAAAGCUAUUUCGAAAAAAAAAAAAUGUUUAAAUGUUUUCAAAGUGGUGAUAUGCUAAAAUUGAAUCAACAAUAAAAACCAGAGGUCUAUUAUAUUAAAUGGCAGUCUUCAUGUAGAACGAAUAUUUGACAUCAGCACAAAGAGAAUAUAUUAUAGACUUUAUGAAACCAAAAUCAGAAUACCAGAUGUAUAGUUUAUUUUAAAAAAAGGUACGCAAAAUAAAUAUCAAAGUGCUCAUAAGUGUGUGAAUUGCAGAACGCACUGCAGGCCUGUAAACACCUGUCAGCAUGCGUGUAGACUCAUGUUUUCAAAAGAAGUUUGGCAAAGUAGGCUGUAGUCUUUAAUUUGACCUAAAACACAUAGGCUGAUUAAAGCAUUUCUGUCAUGCCAUUAAGGAAAAGGUUGGGACUCUACAUGAAAUAGCCUAUUUUGUCCACCUCAAAUAAAUGGGAUAAAUCAAUCUUUGAGCUACUAUACUGAAUAUCAACCCUCUUGCACCAUGUCCAUAUAAACUUAAAUGAAAAAAAAGUGCUAACUUAGAUGUACUAAUUAUGAUUUUGUGAAUCAGCUGUAAAAAAGAAUCCUUAUUAAGAUACCCACGUUUUCUGUGGGUAAAGUUUUUUCUUUGUUACUUUGUUGUUUUUUCCUCUGGGGGGUGGGGGGUGGUGGUGGUUUGGGGAUGCAAAAGGGUAAGGUCCACUUGUGAGAUCGCAAGGCGCGGUAACAAACAAAAAAAAGAGACACGCCAGCACGUGGCGAGGCGAAGCAUCCUCUCUGACGUCAUUACAACCCGUGCCUUAUACACUCCACUCGUUUACGUGUUCUCACGUGGAUGGUCUGUGACCUCGACCGCUGUACGUUUUCAUUUUACGAGUGCUGUAAUAUAGGCAGAAUUAUAUAUACCCACCAGGCCGGCAGGAUUUACUUCCCUGCAGUGCAUGGAGCAUGGGUGGAAACACCAAAUGUAAGGUGGAGGGCCACUGGGAGCAUGGGGGAGGGGGACCAACAGUGGUAAAGGGCAGAAACAAUGCUCCAGGCUGGAGCAGGCCCAAAAAAGAGAGACAAGGUUCUACUGUAUGUGCACUUUGAGGGUGGGGACCACAGUGUGAUAUGACCCCCUGGAGCCCAGAAUCCCUAGCAGCACACCUGGCUGGGUGGCCUGUCACAGAGUGGAGAUGCAUCUCCUCGACAUAAGAAACGACCAGCAUGGAGAUUCAUCUGGAGAUGAUAUGGGUGGCUUUGAACACCAUAUGCACCAUGAUAUUAGAAACCAGUAAAAAGAUUUUUUUGUCAAAGCUGAGAUGGAUGCCGUUAAAGAGACAGGCAGUCAGUCAGUCAGCUGGUCCCAUGCAGUCAGUCUGAGUGCAGUCCAGUGAUGUGGAGGCCCAUCGAAGACGGGCCGAGGCAGUAUCUAUCUCUUUAUGGUGCUACAGCCCCUUGAUCGCUCCUUGGGGGCCUUCCCACUCAGAAUACGUCACUUUUGCAUCACUUUUCCUCUUAUGCUCCUCUCUUUUCUGUCAAAGUUCUUUUCUCCACAUUACAUUGUCCAAGACGUGUUCGGUUUCUCCCUCCCAGGCAGAGAAGACGAUGCUGACUAGUGGAGGACAUUUCAUCUUAGUGUGCAAUAUUGUGUACGUGCCAAUCGUGGCAUUGUAUAGACUUUUAAAAAGACGAAAAAAUGUAUAGGCUAUGUGAUCAGUAGAUAAUAUGAAAGCAUGAUAAUGAGGUUGACGCAUUUGCAUUAUAUUUCAAAAACGUGAAGUCUUUCUUCUCAAGCACCUGCUUAAAGUGGAAAAAAAAAGUCAGACUAGUAGUGAGGUAUUUUUCCUGUCAUGGUCUGUGAACCAGUAAGCUUCCUUGUCUGUCUCUCAGUGCGUUUAGACUAGCUUGGGUGUUUAACGUCUGUGGAAUCACCCCAGAGAAAAACAAUUCCCUCCCUGUUUCUCCCCCCGAACAUACAUAUGCAGCACAGGCAGUCAGACUAUCAGCAACCUUUAACUGUCUCUGCAGUGGCACACACUGAAGCUGAAUGAUAUGUCGGCGAUUAGGUCCAGUGGUGGCUGACAUACACACAUCCAAACACACAGUCUCCCCCUGUUAAGGCCUCCUGUUGCUAUCUGAGUGUUUGCGAGGCCUCUGAAGUAUUCUGAAUGGCGUCUAGAGCUGCACAAGGCCUCCUGUCAUUAGCAGCCAGGAAACUGUGAGUUUGGAGCCUGAGUGCGACCCCUCUCUUGCUUGGGACUGCUGAUGACAGGACAGGUGAACUGAAACCUUAUUUUGACUUGAGGAGUUUGAUGUAUUUGUAUUUUCAACAAAGAUUAUAAUCCCCCUCAGUUUGUAAAGAAUGCCCCAGCUCAUUUCCACACUCAGAAACACAGUCCAUUCCUUCAUUUUGACCUGAUUGACCUCUAGGCUUACAUUGAACUGCUAGCUCACAAUCAACAUGCCUCAUGGAUAGAUCACCUAUAAGCUUUAUUUUAAAUCAUGUUGCCCUACAAAGAGACUGAACCUGGUCACUGGUACUGUCAGAGAGGCAUGGAGGGAAACACAGACUACACAGACUGCAGCUUUGCAGUCCAAGUCUCACAGACAUGUGGGAUAACUGCAGCUAAACAGGGGCAGAAUUACGCAAAGCUCACCUGGGCAUCUUACCGAGGCUUUGCUCUACAGAAUUCUGUGUUGAGCUCUACUUGAUCUGUGUUAAAUUGCUCAUGUCUGUGGCAGUAGAGCCAAGAAAAAUGUUCCAGAAAAUCCCAUCUGUUCUACGCCAGACUUUUUGUCCCAGGUUUGUCUCAGAGUGUUGGUGAGAGGCCUGAUGAAGCCUGGCACUGCACUGUAGGGGCUUAGCAACAGCAUUCCACCAUGACCUACUGACCUGGCGUUAAACAGACCCAGUUAGGACUUUUCUCUCCAUUCAAGAGUGGAACAGGAAAUCUCUUUCUCCUCUUGCACAGAUGAUUCUUUUCCUCACACUGACUUGAAUGAUAAAGAGCUCAUCUCCAUUAAACAGAUGUGGGAGCCACCUAUGACUAUAUGCUUGGCAAAGCACAUCUGAGGUCAACAUGAGUUCACCUUGAGUUCAACAUUAUUAUGAUUACAUUGUUGUGAAACAGCACUUACUACACCCAAAGUUCUAGCUUGAGCUAAGAUCCAUUUAGGCCUCCAGGAGGCCCAUGCUACAUGAAGACUGGAAAUAUAACAUUUCCUUUCGCUCUUUCUUCAAUAGCCAAAUAUUAGAACAGCAAGUUCACGUUGUGAAUGCCUCAAUCUGUAAAACGCACACUUUUUUUCAGACAGUUAAAGACGUGUUGCUUUGUUACGGACAGUAAUUGCCAGGUGCUACUGCACAGUUUGAGUUUUUACUGCAAAACUGAUCCUGGUUGUGAAGCAUGACUCAUCCAUUUUGGGUCGAGGAGAGGGCAGUAAUGGUUUUGCCGGAAACUGCGUGAUCUAAUCUGAUUUCUCAGUUCAUGAGAGUUCACCCAGUGUCACAGUAAAACUUGGGAUGACCUUGCAGCCAUGUUGGGCCCACAUUAUCACCCAUGUCUGGGACUCAAACACAAAAUGCUAGGCAGAUGUGUUUUGUCUCAUUUUCCAUGUGUGACGUCAGUGUUGCAGUCGUGUGCCGUCUUCAGUGGCUCUGGUUAGUCCAGCAAUAGCGUACUGAAGCUGUUAGCAUUGAUGAGAAUGACGUCUUGAACUGUUACAUAGUGGUUGCCAUCGUAGCAGUCCUGAAUCACAUUGUUAUUUUACUGGGGUUUUUUUGUUUUUGUUUUUUUCAAAAGGACACAUGUUUUGUUGCUCAAUCCACCUGACGCUCAAAGUGACCAGAUCAUUCCUUACACAUAUUAACCUACGGAAAUAGAUGACAAAACUAAAAAAUUGUAGAUGUUGCGACAGUUGCUGCUGUUCACUGCUUUGUUAAACUGUUGCAUGUACUCAGUGUCAGAUUGCUAUGAUGGCUCCAGCUGUAGGUGAUUUGUCUGCUUGCUCCUUCUGUCUCAAAGAGGGAGAUUAUUCCUGUUUCUGACUGCAUUCAUGUACAUGUACAACCUUUAACGGCAAACUUCCACACACAAAAUGUCAACGGUCGCUUCUUCCAUUAAGGUGUCUCAGACAACCAAAUCCGCUCCAUUUCUGAUUUCAGUGUUGUAGUCUUGCAUUGGCCAUUCAGAGUCCCUGGUUAUUUACCCGGCCAAUCACAGCCUCUGGUCAAAACCUAGCACGACGGUAUAACGGCUCAUCAGACACCAAUGACAGGGGAGCUCAUUCACCACAUCUUGUGUUUGCACAUGCACCGAGCAGUAGGGUCCACCAUGUUUGCAGAUUACAAAGGCUACUGUUGUGUCUAUUUAUGAAGAUGUUCAUUCAGAUGUUUAGAAGAUUUUUGGAACUGGAUCCUGGAAUUUAAGGGGUGGGGUCAAUGCACAAUAAACAUAUCCCAUGUCACAUUUUGGUCUAUAUCCCUUUACCAUUCCCCCAUAUGAGAUAAUAUGUUGUAUCUUUUAAAAAUAUUUUAUCUGUGGUGUGUGAGUGUGUGUGCGUGCGUGUGUGUAUAAAUAUAUAUAUAUAUAUAUAAAUAUAUAUAUAUGGUUUGUUAUAUAUGAUGCUCCUCCUUUCAGAAAAAAUAUAACGUAAAUAGGAAAAACAUAUUGCCGUUUUUUUCCUUUGUAUUUUAUACUUACAUAAAGCAUUGAAUAAAAAUGGAUAAAUACUUGCACUUUAGAUAUAUUAAGAAGAAUAAAAAUCUGCAUAUUAUUUUUGAUAGGGAUCUCACAUUCAAAGAAUAUAAAUUACAGGCUUUGUGACUAUUGCUGGACAGAGAUGUAUUGAGUUCUACUUAUUGAAGUAUAUUUUGUCUGUGUGUCAGAAGGUUUACUAAAGUAAAUUGCAUGAUAAAGUAGUGCUACACCGUUAUUGUUCUUUUUUUUAGUUGUUAAAGAUGUAUGAAAACUGUGAUAACAACCCUCUUGUAUCAUGUUUAACCUCUCCUCGCCCCUUCUAGAAUAUUUCUAACUGAAAUAUGGCCUUUCCUGACUACAUGAUGAUGGUGCUUACUUUGGCUUUGACAUCAAGCUCAUCCUAUACAUCUCAACAUCACCAUAACUCACGUCCUCAGACUUCGUUACUUUCUGUUAUGUACUCUCGCUACCUUAAUAAAUUUCUGUUGAUGGCAAAAAAAAGGUGUGCUGUUUUGUACAUUGCUGUUUGUUUUAAUGUUGAGGAGCCUUGUUGUCUGGAAAAUGACUAACUGCGCAAUAAAAAGUCAUUCCACA
This is a messenger RNA of Solea solea (common sole), 6550 nucleotides long. It is a transcript of the gene purab, whose product is annotated as purine-rich element binding protein Ab. Gene Ontology annotation, cellular component: nucleus. Lineage: Eukaryota; Metazoa; Chordata; Actinopteri; Pleuronectiformes; Soleidae. The record is from RefSeq and is a predicted model, not a curated record. Gene Ontology annotation, biological process: regulation of transcription by RNA polymerase II. Bases 147 to 992 code for a protein of 281 amino acids. The transcript has a single exon. Gene Ontology annotation, molecular function: RNA polymerase II transcription regulatory region sequence-specific DNA binding; purine-rich negative regulatory element binding; DNA-binding transcription factor activity, RNA polymerase II-specific.